AUGCACACCUUUCUGUUACUGUGUUCCCUCCUUCUCUGCAAUGGUGUAACGGUGUCUGCACAGAAAAGAAUCCAGAAGCUCCCUAAUGAAGAGGAAGAAAGCCCGGUUCAGAUACGGACCCCGCAGACUCUCUCUCGAGGCUGGGGAGAUGACAUUGAAUGGGUGCAGACAUACGAAGAAGGUUUAGCACGAUCAAAACACAGCAAGAAGCCACUGAUGGUUAUUCACCACUUGGAAGAGUGUCCUUACAGCCAAGCUUUAAGGAAAGCAUUUGCUUCUAGCCUAGAGAUCCAGCAGAUGGCUCAGGAGGACUUUAUCAUGCUCAAUCUGGUGCAUUCCAGCAGCGAUGACAACAUGGCGCCUGAUGGCCAUUACGUCCCUCGGAUCCUCUUUGUGGAUCCUUCAAUGACAGUUCGAGCUGAUCUAACUGGCAAAUAUGGGAACAGGAUGUACACUUACGAACCAGAAGAUAUUUCGACCUUGAUUGAAAACAUGAGACAAGCGAAGCUGCUUCUGCACACGGAGCUCUGA
Molecule: messenger RNA, 531 nt
Organism: Fulmarus glacialis (Northern fulmar)
Lineage: Eukaryota; Metazoa; Chordata; Aves; Procellariiformes; Procellariidae
Product: anterior gradient protein 3 homolog
Exons: 7
Coding region: 1-531 (176 amino acids)
Cellular component (GO): endoplasmic reticulum
Source: RefSeq, a predicted model, not a curated record